Messenger RNA from Cuscuta europaea, 2972 nucleotides. Lineage: Eukaryota; Viridiplantae; Streptophyta; Magnoliopsida; Solanales; Convolvulaceae. The record is from the annotation of a GenBank genome assembly.
GAUUUAUCGUCCCACAAAUAUUUCCUAUUUGGAUCGACCCUCAAAAAUCUCACGUGGCCUUACAGUCCAGCCGCGAUACAGAUCUACGGCUCAUAUCUUUAAUUAGCGCCUGGUCUAGAAAAGUCCUCUCUCCACCACGGGAGCUUUCUCAGCCUCCAGCCGCCUCGGUUGCAACCGCCGAUCGACAGCAUCUCCUAUCUCCCUCAUUUUGGGUUAUCGAUCGUAUUUAUCCGUCCAUAGACAUUCUUUUGGAUAAAAUAAGAGAAUCAAUCUUAGCAAAAAGAACCUAAAAGCUAUUGUUUGUGCUGAUUGGAUAAAAUAGAUCUCUGUGGUUUGGUCUUCAAAGAUGUUAUCUAAGAAGGAUAAGUUUUCGGGAGGAUAUGCUGCUGGUUUUGCCACUAAUUAUGAGUUGGAAGAUUCUGGAAGUUCAGGUAGAAUCGAUACUGGUAUGGGGGGUUCACAGGUUUCAUCUGCACAUAGAAGAAAGUGGGUUAAUUUAAAUUCCGCUUCUGAUGAUGGUUUUGCUGUCCCCCUCCAAGUCAUACCUCUCUCUAAAUUAUCUUCAUCUGAGAGGUGGAACUUAAUACUGGAAUUGAGAUCUGAACUUGAACGAACUCGUAUUCUCCAGAAGAAAAUUGAGCAUCAUAGAACGAAUACUGUAACUGCAUCAUCAUGUAGUGACAUACUUAGCUGUAACAAUACUAAAAAACGACCCUCAGUUGGGACCACAAAAAAAUCUUCAGGCUCGGGGAAGAAAUCAAGCUCUAACUCUCUUGGACAGAAGCCCCGGGGGUGGAACCUUGGUUCUUCUGGAAGGUUUGAGCCUGCGAGACACGUUCCAGAACAAUCAAAUUUGAAUGCUACGUUACUCAAGCAAUGCGGAAACCUGUUGAAAAGUUUAAUGAUGCAUCAGCAUGGUUGGGUGUUUAAUGAGCCUGUUGAUCCAGUAAAGCUAAACAUACCGGAUUAUUUUACUGUAAUUAAGCAUCCAAUGGAUCUUGGAACUAUAAAGAAGAAGCUAGCUUGCGGUCAGUACUUAAGUCCACUAGACUUUCUUGCCGAUGUGAGACUGACAUUUUCCAAUGCCAUGACCUACAAUCCACCAGGAAAUCAUGUCCAUGUAAUGGCUGACACCCUCCGAAAGUUUUUUGAAAUGAGAUGGAAACUUAUUGAAAAAAAAAUUCCAGUCACCGUCGCUGAAUCAGCAGAAGUGAACUCUGGCCUGCAUGAAGAAAGUGAAACAACAAAGCCUGUAUCUUCUAAGCCAGUAUCAUCUUCAAAGAAAAGGAAAGUGUCUCCCACACAUCACAUAGUAGGCCCAGAUCCACCUAAGCAGAGGAUGUCUAAUGAAGAGAAAAGUAGAUUAAGCCAAGAUUUGGCAGCUUCACUGGCAGAUUUACCAGAUAACAUCAUUGAGUUUCUCAAGGAACAAAGUUCAAGUGGAGCAGAAGUGGGAGAGGAUGAGAUUGAGAUCGAUAUUGAUGUUCUUAGAGACGAAACGUUAUUCAAAUUGAGAAUAUUAUUAGAUGACUUUUUGCAUCAGAAACAAAAAACCAAUGCGAAAGCAGAAGUUUGUGAGAUUGAGCUGCAAAAUGAAUCGGGUUUUAGCAAUUCAUCCAUGCAACUAGACAAAGGUAACGAUCUUGCUGAGGAGGAGAUUGACAUUGGCGGGAAUGAGCCUCCUGUCUCAAGCUAUCCUUUGAAUGAAAUGAAAAAGGAUAAUGCUUUACAAAGUAAUGAAUGUAUUAAUGCACGGGGUCCAACUGGGAUUUCAGAUUCAGACUCGAGUAGCUCAUCUGAUGGCGAAUCUGAUGGACAAAAAGCUUCUGCUCUCACAAAGCAGGAUCAGGGUUGCCUUUCGGCAAGCAUUCAUGAGAAAGAUUCUAUCAGUUUGUUUGAUCAGGCUGAGCAAAACUCUCAACAGAAGCUGAUGAGUUCUGUUGAAUUUGAUGGGCAGCAAGAUGGGGAGAUGCGUCAGAAUGAUAGGCCAGCAUCUCCUGAGAAGCUAUAUAGGGCUGCUUUAUUAAAGAACCGAUUUGCAGAUACAAUUUUAAAGGCUCGAGAAAAGACACUCAGUCAGGCUGAGAAGGGGGACCCGGAGCAACUCCGUCGUGAAAGGGAGGUACUUGAGAUGCAGAGAAAGAAAGAGAAAGCUAGAUUGCAAGCAGAAGCCAAAGCUGCUGAGGAGGCUAGAAAACGGGCAGAAGAGGAAGUUGUUGCUGAGGUCAAGAGAAAAAGGGAAUUUGAAAGAGAAGCUGCAAGGCAAGCAUUGCUCAAGAUGGAACAGACGGUCGAGAUAGAUGAGAAUUCGAGGUUCCUUGAAGAUUUGGAGAUGUUGAGGGUGGGCUCUGCAGAACAAGUGCUCAGCCCGCUAACUGAGACCAGCCCACAACUUUCACAGGAUGGUUUAGGCAGUUUCAAAUUUACGGGCAGUAAUCCUCUGGAACAACUUGGUCUGUAUAUGAAGGUAGAUGACGAAUUUGAAGAAUGUGAGCCGCCCCCAACUUGCGGUGCGACGAAAGAUACAAAUGACGUGGAGGAAGGAGAGAUUGAUUAAGUGUGGGGCAUGUUUGGUUCUCCGGAUGCCCUCUCUCACCUACAGGGAUGAAACAUCCCCGGGUCAUGUCAUACCGCACGGAACCUGCAAAAAUUCCAUGGUCCUGAAAUGGAUGUAUAUCAAUUUGAAUACAUGUGUUAUGAUACUGGUAAAAAAAAUGCCAAGUUUCACUUCAUGUUUACCAGUUACCACCAAGGGCAUUUUAGAGGCGAAGUAACGAUUUCACAUUAUGUUAGUGUUGUUAUGGGAUAAGUGACUUUGAAAUAAUGCAAGUGCAUAACAAUAAUUUUAGCUUUAAAAUGAAGCCGGUGGUGAAUUUGGACGUAUGUGACGGUCUUGUAAUUCUCAUAACUAUACCUCAAGUGACAAAGGGGUGUUGCUACCAGUAGCCACGGCUGAAAAAUUUAAUCCAAAU